CAUAAAGCAUACGUCCUAGUCUUGUGGCCGAGUCAUCUACAACAAAGGCCAGCACCGGCUUAUUUAAUUCGAUUCCGAAUCUUUGCCUAAACCGACAGGGAAACAUUUGAUUACAAAGGCAAUGAAGCAUGUGGGCUAGUCGUGUCCUCAUUCACCCCCCGGAAAAAUAUAUAAUCCAUGCCUAGUAGACGCCUCCGAAGAAAGAGCCUGGCGAUUUCUCAGGCUUUGAAUGCUCAGUUUACCGAUAUCGAAACAACCCAAGAUUGUCUUUUCUUAAGUACCCGCAAAUUUUUUUGACCCGUCUUUUCCAUUUCUUUAUUCGUCACACUGUUCAGCGGGUUGUAAUCUACAAAAAGGCUUUCUUGCUUGCUUGGCUUCUUGCAUCUGUUCUGGCGGUGGUUGUGUUUUUUAUGGUCCUUUCUUGAUUGAAUUUGCGCGAAGAAGCUCGAGCGGCUUUUAAAUGGACGACGGUGAAGUUAUUGGAAGCAAGUUCCGGAGGGUCUGCGUGUUCUGCGGGAGCAACUCUGGGCACAGACAAGUGUUCGGCGAUGCGGCUCUCGAACUUGGCGAUGAACUGGUGAAGAGGAAGACGGAUUUGGUUUAUGGUGGAGGGAGUGUUGGGUUGAUGGGUUUAAUUUCCCAGAAAGUGUUUGAUGGAGGGUGCCAUGUUUUGGGGGUGAUUCCUAAAGCUCUCAUGCCCCUUGAGAUAUCUGGCCAGACUAUUGGAGAAGUACGGACCGUCCUUGACAUGCAUGAGCGCAAAGCUGUGAUGGCUCGUGAAGCAGAUGCCUUCAUUGCUCUUCCUGGAGGAUUUGGAACAAUGGAAGAAACUUUGGAAAUGAUAACGUGGUCCCAGCUUGGCAUUCAUAAGAAACCAGUUGGUCUCCUGAAUGUUGAGGGGUACUACAAUAGUCUGCUUGCUUUAUUUGACAAUGGUGUCAAAGAAGGUUUUAUCAAGCCCAGUGCUCGGGAUAUAGUGCUCUCUGCUCCCACUGCCAAAGAGCUUAUGAUAAAGAUGGAGCAAUACACCCCUUCCCACGAGCAUGUUGCUUCUCAUGAGAGUUGGCAGAUGCACAAGCUUGGUGAUUAUCCAGGGCAAUAAAUUGCACAGGAAGUUUACAUACAAGAGAGGCAUUUUUCAUGAUUGGGUCCAUGGUGUCAAUCAUUAUUCUUUUGAGUUGUUUGAAAGAGCUUAUUCACAGGGGCCCAGACAUUGUUUGUUCUUGCUAGGGACUGCAUCCCCUGCUAGCUGUUUCCCAGCGCCAGUUGGUAUGGUCAAAUGUAGAACUGUUCUGCCAUCAUAUCAAUUGGUUGAUGCUCUAUAUACAAGAAAUGCAUUUUGAAAUUCUAAGGAGAUGGUGAUUGCUUUUGUAUCGAAUCUUCGAGCUUGUUAUGAUAUAUUUCUGCAAAGGAAUGCUUCAUGAUAGUGGAUGGUGUAGCAUGUUCUAGGGCGGUUCAGUGAUGAAUGUCAAGUGAAACUCGACUGAGCUAAAAUAUUACGAAUUUAUUUGUUCCCCACCAGGGGAAGUGAA
Molecule: messenger RNA, 1532 nt
Organism: Eucalyptus grandis
Lineage: Eukaryota; Viridiplantae; Streptophyta; Magnoliopsida; Myrtales; Myrtaceae
Product: cytokinin riboside 5'-monophosphate phosphoribohydrolase LOG8
Exons: 7
Coding region: 461-1102 (213 amino acids)
Biological process (GO): cytokinin biosynthetic process
Cellular component (GO): nucleus; cytosol
Molecular function (GO): hydrolase activity, hydrolyzing N-glycosyl compounds
Source: RefSeq, a predicted model, not a curated record